This is a messenger RNA of Talaromyces proteolyticus, 1064 nucleotides long. RefSeq lists its product as uncharacterized. The transcript has a single exon. NCBI's taxonomy places the organism in Eukaryota, Fungi, Ascomycota, Eurotiomycetes, Eurotiales, Trichocomaceae. The record is from RefSeq and is a predicted model, not a curated record. The coding region runs from base 149 to 670 and encodes 173 amino acids.
AUUCCCUUCAUAAUGAAAGCGAAUUUCAUUGUCGCCAGGGAUCACAGCCCGUAUAUAUUUUUCUUGCCGCUCAAUUUAUUUAUUACGUCUUUUUCAAGCGCUGGCCGCCAAAAACUGCUCCCCAUUACUGCUGUUUGAACUCGGCCCGAUGGGCGUUCUGCCUCCAAUCCGCCGUGUUGUUACCGGCCAUGAUGAUGCCGGCAGAGCCAACAUUGAUAUAGACGCUACCCUUAGCCCUAUUAUACUGCCGAUGCCUAAACACAUGGAAAGAGAGGGAGACUGUAGUGCUCCUGGUUUCACUGUCCUUUGGCGAACGGAUUCGAGCCCAGCUAAAAACCAAGGUCCGUGGGUCGAUUACCACGGCAAACCACUCCCCAUAGCCAGUUCUACCGGCACAACUGUUCGAAUAGUUGACUUUUCACCUGGCUUUACGGCGCCGUUUCAUCGCACAAUUAGCCUGGACAUUGGGGUCGUUCUAGUCGGAGAAGUGGUAUUAGAGCUCGAUGACGGUGUCGAGACUACAGUUCGACAGGGAGAGACUAUUAUCCAACGGGGAACAAUUCACUCGUGGCACAAUCGAGCUGAGACACCAGCUCGAGUUCUCUUUGUCCUGCUGCCAAGCGAGAAACUCCAGUUUGACGGGCAGACUUUGGAAGAAGUUCUCCAUUAAAAUAAAAUAUCAUAUAUUAGCGGCAAGGAUAAUCAGCCUGUGUCCUGAAUAUAACUACGUACAUCACCCUGGUAUCUGAAGGUGUGGCAUUUAUGGCUGCAGCAAUAUCCAAAAAUAGUCUAUAGCCAGCCAUAGGACAACUAGUAGUGAAAAUGUGCACCUGUGUGCAAUUAGUCUCGCUAUUGUUCUUCAAGAUUCAGACGGAACUAGAGGAACGAGUAGAUAGCUAUUGAAUUCAGGUCCAGUGUGAAUAACCAUUGUUCCUUUAUUGCACGUUUUCACCGUCGGUGUCAGCCACGCUAUUUCUGGACGUAGAUUAUGUCCGGCAAUAAUUAGCUGGAUUUGCUCCCCAGCCUCCCAGAUCAUACCAUGCGGCCACAUCUCAAUUUCCACA